Molecule: messenger RNA, 939 nt
Organism: Lasiodiplodia theobromae
Lineage: Eukaryota; Fungi; Ascomycota; Dothideomycetes; Botryosphaeriales; Botryosphaeriaceae
Exons: 1
Coding region: 1-939 (312 amino acids)
Source: RefSeq, a predicted model, not a curated record
AUGCCAAACCUCUACCACCAGCUCCCUCAAAUCCUUGUGGACAAGCUCCGCCGUGUGUAUGACGGAAACCCCUCCGGAGUGGACGCUACCGGAUACGCAAAGCUCCAGCCAGAGCAAUGGGAGGAGUUCCUCUGCCUCCUGUCAGAGCAGUGGGACGUUUACACCUUCGCGCGCGACGGCUUCAAGUUCCGCUACAACCGCCGCAAGCAGAGACUGACGUACAGCGUCAUGCCAGGCUCGCUCCGCUUCAAGACGGCCACCUUCUUCCGCGACCAUGUCUUCGGCCGGCUGCAGAGCAUCGUUAAUCGCCACCCUCCAUCGGAAAAGUACUGGGACUCGAUUCGCAGGGUUGUCGGUGGCCUGUCCAGCUUCCAAAACCAUGCGAUGGACUGCAUGGGCACCGUCAUCCUGGACUGCGUCUGGAUGUGCGGAGAUGGGGGAGUGUCGAACCCCUGCGCUGUGUUGGAAGUCACCGAUUCGAAGGGCUACCACGACACAAAGAGCAAGGUCCGUGACGUGAUCAAGGACACCAGGGGCCUCCCCGGCAUGGGAGUCAUCGUCAACAUCGACUUGAACAGGGACGACAAGAAGCGGGCUUUUUACGUCUUCGUCAAGCAGGUGCGGGCUGGCACCAAUAGCGCCGGCAAGAACACGUACAUGCCGAUCGAAGACCCGAGGGGGGAGAUCGAGUUUCGCGACAAGCUCGGCAAGCUCUGCGAUGGCGAUCUCAGGAUCUCAGUCAGGGACUUCCUUGGCAUCCACAUUGCGAGGCGGUUCCACCAAGACUGCCCUAUCACGCAGGCCAUCCUCAACGAGGAUAUUGUCAUUAGCCACUCCGACCUCUUGAAGUUCCUUGAAAAGGCCGAGGAAGAGGACCGUGCGGAGGACGAGAUGGUCCUUGAGGAUGCCAAGAGGCAUGGGAACUGGAAAUCGGAUUGA